CGAACCAGACUCAGAACCGGCCCCAGAACCAGUCUCAGAGCCGGCCCCACAACUUGUCCCUGAGCUGGCCCCGGAGCCGGCCCCAGAAUCUGUCCCAGAGCCAACCCUAGACUUGGCCUCAGAACUGGCCCUAGAACCAGCCCCAGAACCUGCCAUGGAGAGGGCCCCAGAGUCCUGGCCAGAGCCAACUCCAGAGUCCUGUCUAAAGAUGAGUCCAGCACUACAUCUGUUGCAGGUAGUUCCUGGAGAGAAAAGUGGAACGACAUCUCCAGUGCUAUUGCCAUUGCCGUCGCCCAAACCGCCAAUAACGUGGUCCAGAAUAAAGAAAAUACUGAAGGAAGGACCCCUGCUGAAGAACUGUAACUCCUUCAGAAGAUGGAAGCUUAGAUACUGUCUGGUUCAAGGGCAGAAGCUCCACUUUGCACACCAUCCUUCGUUUGCACACUUUGAAACAAUUGAUCUGUCUCAAGUUGUCUUGGCUGAAAGUAGCUGCAGAAAUCUUUGCCACGGUUUUUGUGUUAUCACACCACAUCGAAAAGUAUCUCUAGUUGCACCCACUCGGCAAGACAUGGAAGAAUGGAUUAACAUCAUAAAAACCGUCCAACAAGGAGAAAUCUGUCAGAUCCCUGCAGCCGAAAACAACCCCUUUCUUGUCGGAAUGCACUACUGGUAUUCCAGUAAUAAUCCCCGGAGUCAGUUCUGCAAUGUUUGUCGAGAGAACAUUCCUGCUUUAUCUCGAGAUGCCGUCACCUGUGAAGUCUGUCAGGUGAAAUCUCAUAAAUUCUGUGCUUUGAGAGCAAACAAAGACUGUAAAUGGAAUACUUUAUCCGUGACUGAUGACCUUCUUCUACCCGCUGAUGAAAUACAAACAAUGCCGCAUCAGUGGGUAGAAGGAAAUAUACCCGCUGGCUCUCAAUGUGUCGUAUGUCACAAGAGCUGCGGUAGUCAUCACAGACUUCAGGAUUUCCGCUGCCUCUGGUGCGGCUCUACGGUGCACGGGGCCUGCCAGAAGCGGUUUUCCAAGGAAUGUUCCUUCGGAAGUCGUCGCUCGUCCAUCGUGCCACCAACGGCACUGAGCGACCCUAGGGGCGAUGGCCAGCUAGUAGUAUCGCCUGACUUCUGGAAUCUCGACUGGCCACUGACUUGUUCCUGUCCCUUGCUCAUCUUCAUCAACUCUAAAAGUGGAGAUCAUCAAGGGAUCAUCUUUCUCCGGAAAUUCAAACAAUACCUUAAUCCGUCUCAAGUAUUCGACCUGGCGAAGGGUGGACCUGAAGCAGGCAUUGCUAUGUUCAAGAACUUUGCCCGUUUUCGUGUUCUGGUUUGUGGUGGAGAUGGCAGUGUGAGCUGGGUCUUGUCUACAAUUGAUGCCUAUGGAUUGCAUGAUAGGUGUCAGCUGGCGAUCAUCCCACUUGGAACUGGUAAUGAUCUCGCUCGUGUCCUUGGCUGGGGAGCAUUCUGGAGUAAAGGCACAUCACCACUGGAUAUUCUCAGCAGAGUGGAGCAGGCUCACGUGAGGAUUUUAGACAGAUGGAGUGUGAUGAUCCGUGAGACCCCCAGACAAGCCCCACUGCUGAAAGGACAAGUGGCAAUGGAUAUACCAAGAUUUGAGGCUGCUGCCAUCAAGAACGUAGAGUCUGCAACCACUGAGUUGAACAAAAUUCUGAAGGCCAAAUAUCCCACCGAGAUGGUCAUCGCCACAAGAUUCCUGUGCUCAGCAGUGGAAGAUUUUGUGGAAGAUAUUGUAAAGGCCUGGCACCAAAUAAAACAGAACAGCACAGCAGUGGAGUCUGUGAUUUUGAAAAGUGACUUAAUGUAUGAUAAACUCAGUGUCCUUAUUGAUCUCCUGGCUGAGGAUGCAGUAGCUGCCUCCGCUGAGAGGACAGCCACAGCAUAUGGAAGCAGAAGCAAAGCAGAUGGAAAACCCUUCGUGCCUAAACUAGACCACAUAGCAAGGGCCAAACUGGAGUUGGCUGAAAGGGCUCAGAAACUCCAGCAAUCCUUGAAACUCAUCAUAUUCCAGGUCGAACAAGUUCUGGAUGAAGAAAGCAGACAGAGCUUAUCCGUUAAGAACUUUACUUCAUCUUUGUUCCUGGGAGACGGAGACGACGACUCAGAUGACUAUGAUCAGAGCCCUAGACACCGUUCUCGUUGCGACAUCUUAUGUUCUAUACCUUCUUUGAGAAGUGAAGACCUAGAUAACCUUGACUUAGAACACUUACACAUUGCACCUGAAACGAUACGCUUCAAAGAAAAGUGUGUCAUGAACAACUACUUUGGAAUUGGACUAGAUGCAAAAAUCUCUCUGGAGUUUAAUUCCAGAAGAGAAGAACACCCAGAACAAUACAAUAGCCGCCUCAAGAACAAAAUAUGGUAUGGUCUUCUGGGAAGCAAGGAAGUACUGCAACGCUCUUACAGGAAAUUGGAAGAGCGAAUACACCUCGAGUGUGAUGGAGAACCUGUCUCCUUGCCAAACCUUCAAGGCAUCGUAGUGCUCAACAUUACGAGCUACGCUGGAGGCGUCAACUUUUGGGGAAGGAACAGAGCAACCACAGAAUAUGAUGUCCCUGCAAUCAAUGAUGGGAAGCUAGAGGUUGUGGCAAUCUUUGGUUCUGUGCAGAUGGCCAUGUCUCGUAUUGUCAACCUGCAACAACAUCGAAUUGCGCAGUGCCAUGAGGUGGUAAUAACUAUUGAUGGUGAAGACGGUGUCCCUGUGCAAGUGGAUGGGGAAGCCUGGAUUCAGAAGCCAGGCCUUAUCAAGAUUAAAUACAAGAAUGUUGCCCAGAUGUUGAUGAGAGAUAGGGACUUUGAGAACUCAAUGAAAAACUGGGAAUCUAAGCAUACUGAAAUCCAAGCUGUCCAACCACCCCACUUGGAUUUCCAGGAAUCUCAAGACAGCCUCUCUGAUGGAGAGUAUGCCCAGAUGCAGCACUUGGCUCGGCUUGCAGAAAACCUCAUUAGCAGACUUACUGACCUAAGCAAGGUCCACCAGCACGUGUCUGUCCUCAUGGAUUCUGUGAAUGCCAGUGCUAGCAUACUGAAUGAUGUGUUCUAUAGCCAAGACAGUGAUACCGAAGCAGGUGCAGCUUCCUGCAUUCCCAUUGAGACUCUAAGCAGAACUGAUGCAGUAGAUGUUACAUUUAGUCUUAAAGGGCUCUACGAUGACACCAAAGCUUUCCUGGAUGAAAACUUGUUGAGAGAUGCUGAGGAUCGGGACAUGCUACAAACUGCCUUGGAUGCCAUGAAUACAGAGUUAAGAAGGAUACUUGCAAUUGGCUGGUUGAGUCAAAUCUUCUUUCCAGAGGAACAGGCUUCUGACACUCGCAGUUUAAGUCGUAGGUUUAGAAUGAAAUUCCCCAAGCUGGGGAAGAAGAAACAACGAGAAGAGGGAGAAAAGCCUAAAUCAAGCCAAAGAUUCCCUGGUUUUCUUGGCAAGUUCUGGCGUCGCAGAAAUCGUAGCAAUCAAGCAAAAGCUGAUGACCCUCCAACACCUUCAAGUUCUCAACUAUAAUCCUUGAAAGCUGGAAGGAGAGCUCUCAACACAGAAUUCUACUAAAAACUCUCAAGACCUCAAGAAAGGCUGAACUAAAUUAUUUCUGAACAAACAUGAGCACCACCAAGAAAGACCCUCCAAAUCCUUAUACUAAUAUGUUUUCCCCGGACUUAAUCAGAUCACCUUAGAGGGUUACAUUUUUCUCGUUGGCCAAAGAUUCUUGUUCCGAGUUGUCUUGUUCAGUUCUUCUCGUCGUGUACCUUGGGCAACUACAGUGUUUAUUGGGGACAGGCUCUCUAUGAAUGGCCUGGGAGCUAUGAGAAUGUAUGGGAGUGCAUCUCGUUAGGAAAUAUUAGAAUGGGGGUCUUUCACUUGGAGAGAAACUGUUGACACCAAGGAAUAAAUGAGUGACCAACUCUCAGAAAGAUGAGGAAGGGGAAGGGUGUCUAGGCUUGGUUGUGUUUCUCCUCCAGUCCCUGCCAAUUGCAACUUGAAUUUCAAAAGAUGGCUCCUAGUUGGCUUAAGAAGAUGAGAACAAGGUCCUGGGGCUUGUCCACUCAUCUGUUACAAUGACUAUGUGAAUCUUUUCUUGUAGAUAUAGGACUCUCCUCUUCUCUCUUUUCUUUCUCCUCUCAUCUCAUUUCCUCUUCUCUCCUCUACCACCUCUUCUCUUCAUCUCUUCUCUCUCCUCUCACUUCUCUCUUCCUCCUCCACCUCCUUCUUCUCUCUAAUCUCUCUCCCUUUCUGUUUUCUUUCCUUUCCAUCUCCCCUUCUCCUCCACUUUCCUCUAUUACUCCUUAUCUCCCCAUAAACUCUUUGUGUUUUUCCAUGUGUACAUGUAUGUCUUUGCACAUGUCCAGGUGGUGCUCUCGUGGCUGGGUGGGCCCACUGGUUGGAACUCACCCCUCAUGGCAACCAUACAGGCUCCUGUACUUUUGCCUUGAUCCCAGCCUGCAUGUCUCCAUGGAGUGCUUGCCUGCAUUCUCGCUGGAUUUUUUAACUAAAUGUUUUGCCGCUGUGCUGCAGUAUAGAUUAUAUACAGAGACAUAAAGAUGUACAUAUAUAUACAUAUAUAUUUUUAAGAACUGAAAAUACAACUCGACCUCUAAGUGACCCUCUAAUUUAUUAUGAUAACCCAGGAAUCCCUCCUCAUCCCUAUUACCCUAUACACAUAUACACUCUACCAACUGCCCUAGUUCUUGGUGGAGCUUCUAAUCUUUUGGUGCAUUUUUUAGUGUCUUAGAAGUAGCUGGGGUCUAUAUAGCCCAGCUAAUUCUGACAUCCACUUCUGAGCCAGGCCACAGAAGGGGAACAAAAACACCAAUGCCCUGCCAAAAGGGCCCAGCUGGCAUGCUGCCAUUUAGCUCUGUUUCUCCUGGCUCUACAUCAGUAACUGCCCAAGCUAUAUCACCCUCCUCCCCAAUAAAAAGAUGACAAAGAGCUCUACCCUUUAAAUGUCUAAGUCAGGGUCUACCUGACAAUAAAACCACAACCCAUCCCCUUCCCCAAAAGCUUAAUCUGGGCCUGCAGCUAUUAGAUAAGCUGUUGGGUCACUCCUCAAAUUAUCUUCAAAUCUCAUAUCUUACCCCCCCCCCGAGUAUAAGAGGGGCAGUCAGAGUGACCAGAAAGAACAUUGAUCUGGGAAAACAAAGGCUAAAAGCCUCUGCUUCCCCACUGUUCUGCUUCCAAGGUGUUUUCAUGAACAUAGUUGGUCUAAAUUGCUCCAAUCUCAGUCAAGUAAAUCUGCUGAAAGUGCAGUGCUCAGAAAGAAUGCCUCUGGUCUGCCUCUCCUCUUCACCCUCAAGUCAUACCUUUUUGAACAAGUCCCUUCCCACUUAUCAAGAAAAAAAAAAUCCAGAAAACUGCCCUUUUCUCACUGCUCAGCCAAACUUAGCGUGCUCAAUUACCUUACUCAGUCCAAUGGCUGGUUUACUGAGGUGCACAAUCCAGACUUCGAUCACUGGUUCUUAACUUUCUAGAACACCACCAGCCUAACCCACUUAAACCAGCUGCCUGUGUUCCACCUCUUCAAGGGUGAGAAAAAGAGACUAACAAUGGGGUAGUCCCCAAACGUCCGAUAGCUGUGCCAAACAACAACAAAAAAAAUGUCCUAGCUCUACAACUGGAGAAGAAAUUCAAUGGGAAAAGACGACAGAAAACGUGUAAGACUCAAAUAACAGAAUUUGUACUUGUUGACAGUGUAUGUAUUUGAGGGGAGUGCUGUUGCAGUGUCUCUGGUUUUCUCUUAUGCCUCUUUCUUCCCAGGAGGAGGUAUCAGAUCAAACCACCAAGGUUCCUCCUUGGUUGCAGGAAUGAAUACCUGCACAGACACAUUCACAGAGUUGGGAUCCAUCUUAAAUUUUCUCAGAAGAGUCUUUUCCAAGGAUCAUUUAUAAAUAAGCAAAUUUAAGGAAACAGAAGGAAAUCUUAGGAAACCGUAGCCUUAUCUUGGUAGUGACUAAGCAGGGCUAUGUCUUGUAAUUAUUUUUAUCACAAUGAUAGUCAACUGGAACAGGACCCCAUCUCUGCCUAUUUUGCUGAAGUACUACUGUAGGUCUUUGUGUACUGCAAUGCUGCUGUUGCUCUGUUGUACCAUCUGAAUUCCCACUCACUUUCCCUGUCCCCCCACCUGAGUCAGAGUGCUAUUGAAUGACACCCAUAGGAUGGGGACUUGAACCAAAUGUGGAGCAAAACUGAUAAGCUAAGAAACCAACUUGGCUUGUUAAAAUGGUCCAGAUAUCAUCUAAAUUGCUUAGUUACCAAUUUCUUUUCCUGAGAAAGGAAGAUGACAUGCUAAGAACUUGUUCACACAUCUACAAAGUAAGAAGGGAUCUCCCUCCCUCUCUCCCUUCUUUCCUCCCUCCCUCCCUAGCUACCUACCAUCUCCCCCUCUCCUCUCUCUUUCUCUCUCCCCCACUUUCUCUGAAGUUAACUUAGCCCCUAAGAACAUGGGCUCCUUUCAAGAUUUCAUUGUUGACUAUUUGAAGAACUACAGUUGUUCAGGUGGUGGGACUGGAAACCAAGUAUCUGCCAGAGUUAUGUACAGAAAUCAUUAAGAGUCAAAACUCUGGGGUUUGAUUGUGUCUUUGGUAGUACUUUCUGCAGAAUUGAUUGAAUGGCUAAUUCUUGGCCAGAAGGACAUUAGGGAAGGAAAAAUCUGAAUAGAGUUAAGGUGCCACCAACCACUUCUGGCAUUGAUACUAUAGGAGGUCACCAGCUAUCCUAUAAAGCCCUCUGUUACACCAAAGAAGGUUAAGAGAAGGAUAAAAAGUAAUAAAAGGUGGCCAGAAGAAAUUUGGGGGGAUCAGCAUCAUCUUCCCACAGGACACAGUAGAAUUUUAGUUGUAUAACAUAUGGAAACUAUUACCAAAGAGAUCAGACCUCAUUCAUACUUUCCCAUUGGAUAAAGGACCUUGAUUGGCUUUAUGGUUAUGGAGUUGCAUUCGUCUGCUAAUCUGUAAUACAUUGUUGCUUUCUAUUCUGUGUUCUGUGUUUUCUCAAAGGCCCUGCAAAAUAAGUAGCAGGGCCAGGGCCUGGUUAGGGGAGGAGGCUGGAAUAGUCAUGGAAUAACAGAAAAAAAUGCAGAAGGAAAAGAUCCACAAAGUGUGCCUAUUCCUUUUAGCCCUCCCCACAAAGUGGAACACCAGUCCUCACAGUUGUAAUUGCUUCUUAAAAUAUUUUAAUAAAUGGAUAAAUAGCA
This is a messenger RNA of Mus caroli (Ryukyu mouse), 7190 nucleotides long. It is a transcript of the gene Dgkk, whose product is annotated as diacylglycerol kinase kappa. The record is from RefSeq and is a predicted model, not a curated record. Gene Ontology annotation, biological process: phospholipase C-activating G protein-coupled receptor signaling pathway. Gene Ontology annotation, molecular function: ATP-dependent diacylglycerol kinase activity. Lineage: Eukaryota; Metazoa; Chordata; Mammalia; Rodentia; Muridae. Gene Ontology annotation, cellular component: plasma membrane.